AAUUUCAGAGUUUUCUUUUCGUCCGUCGUGUGUGCGUGUUGCCUUGCAUUCGAGUUGGCGUUGCGAAAAAUCCCCUUAUUUGAUUGAUUCUGCUAACGAGGUAAUCCAACAGAGCAAACCAACCAAGGCAUACCAGAAACCCCACCAGAUUUACCCAAAAACAAUCGUUAAACGUCCAUUUCCAAGUGCCCUUGGCAACAAGUAAUUUUCCCCCCUCCAUUCACGGCAAAAUCUCUAGUGAAAUGCAGAACGGAAAGCCGAGAUCGGCGGCCAGGCCGUCGUACCACCGCCGUCCCAGAUCCGGAGUGGCCAGCACUUCCACUGAUAACUCUGCCGUCAAGCCGGAGGCCACGGACAACCACACGGGCAACGACGACAACGCCUGCGUGGUGUGCUUCAAGAACGUGGAAAUCUUCUCCAUCGGCGACUGUGAUCAUCCCGUGUGCUACGAGUGCUCCACUCGGAUGAGGGUGCUCUGCCAGCAGAACGAGUGCCCCAUCUGCCGCCACGUCCUGUCCAAGGUUUUGUUUACACUGGAUAAGCUGCCGUAUCGCGAACUGGAGGCCAAUAACCGCUCUGAUUUCUACAGCAAGAAGUACCGCAUCGGCUUUUGCACCGCCGAGAUUCAGCAGCAAUUCUUCAAAUUGCUAGACCAUCCCUGCCCCAAAUGCGAUGCCCCUCCAUACCGCACGUUCCAAGGCCUUCGCAACCAUGUGCGCAGCGAGCACAGCCUGCUGUACUGUGACCUGUGCGUCGAAACCCUCAAGAUCUUCACCUUCGAACGGAGGUGCUACACUCAGGCGGAGCUGCAGCUACACAACACCAAGGGCGAUCCGGACAAUCGGUCGCAUCGCGGUCAUCCGUUGUGCGAAUACUGCAAGAAACGCUAUUUGGACCGUGAUGAGCUGUUUCGGCAUUUGCGCCGCGAGCACUACUUCUGCCACUUCUGCGACGCCGACGGCUGCAAUGAGUUCUACAAUGACUAUGCGGAUCUGGCGGAUCAUUUCCGGGCGGAGCACUUUCUCUGCGAGGAGGGCAAGUGCGCCACCGAGCAGUUUGUCGGCGCUUUCCGCAACGAAAUCGAGUACAAGGCCCACGUGGCCAACGUGCACGGCAAGUCGCUCAACAAGCAGCAGGCCAAGCAGACGCGCACCUUGCAGCUGGAGAUUACGUUGGGGCCUCGUGGACGAAGCGGGCAGACGGAGCAGGGCAUAGCCAACAUGAGAGCCAGGAAUGACGAGCACAACGACUACCAGUCCGAUUUGCCAUCGAGUAGCCAGCGUCAUGUGAGCAUUGAUGCUGGCAACGAAGAGCAGUUUCCCACAUUGAGAGGCGCUUCCACAGCUCCCAGCGUAUCCUUAGUGAGACCGCCGCCGCCCUCGAUGCGCAAUCUUAGUGGAUCUUCGGGACUUGCUCGGACCAAGGAAAACUUCCCGGCUCUGGGAGGGGGAAAUGGAGCUAGCAACGCCGGGCCGACCAGCAGCAACCUCGCCGCCCGAGCUGCUCAGUCUCAACAUCCCGUGGCAGCUGUCUUUAAGAAACCCACAAGCGCGGCAAACUCUGGCAGUCGAAGUGGGUCUGCCAGUAACGGAAUGCUUCUGCAUGUGUCAAAUCGACCGGCAGCUGCGCCAAAGAAGGCAGCCGCACCGCAGCUAGACUUCCCUGCAUUGCCGGGUAAGGGGAACAAGAAGAACCUGCGGGACCUAGAGGAGGAUAUGCUGCCUAGCGGAUCUGCAGUGCCCAUGGCGAACAUCUCAGCUAAGCAUCGGUCUCUGGCCGAUGACUACGUGUCAGUGGCUAACCCGAGCACCUUCCAAAAGCUUCAAAUGGUACAAAAGGAGGAGGACGAGGCCAAAGCGCGUCAGGCGGCUUUGAAGAAGAGUGCGCCCAAACUCACUGCGUCCGAAUUCCCUAGUCUUGGACCGAGCGCCAGCGCCAGCUCGAGCAGGGCGCCUGCUCCGAAGCCAGCCAGUGGAUCUCCCUCAUUGAACUGGUCCAAGCCAGCUUCCGAGAAAAAGCAACGUGAGCUGGAGAAUCGCAAGGCCAAAGUGGCACCGGCCCCGGUAUUGCCGAGUCCAACAUCUAGACCGGCUCCCAAGGCCAGCAAUAACAAUGUCCAAGAGCAGCAGACGAAUAAAAAGGAUAAGAAGCAGAAGGAUAAAAAGAGCAAUCAGGAGAAUCAGCCCAAGACGGGCAAACAGAAGGAAAGAAACAAUAACAACGAACAAAAAACCAAUGGUGCUCAAACUACGCCUAUACGUUCUCCGCCCGGUUUAGAAUCUGGCGGAUCGCUUAAACCACCACCAGGAUUCGUGUCCAACGUGACUGUCAACUCGGUGGCCAAGCUGCCCAACAAUCUCACGUUCACCAGUUCUCUGGGCGAGUCGUAUAACAUUGUACCUAGUCCCUAUACGUACACCGAUCCACCAGAUACCGGGAUCAGAAAUCAGAAAUUGGUUGAUGAGGUUAUGUCCUUACUCAAGACCCCAGAGGCACUGAACGAAUUUCGCUUGCUUUCGUCUAAGUUCCGGGACGGAUCCUGUACUGGUCAAGCCUAUUACGAGCACUGCCAGUGCGCCAUGCUGAGCUCAUUUUACAACCUGUUCCCGGAGCUGCUGGCCAUGCUGCCAGACAUAAGCAAACAGCAGGAACUGUACCUAGUGCACAAGCAACACCUGAACAGCUUGUCGCCAGCUCAGCGCAAAUCCGUGCCCACACUUGAAGUUUGCAAGGUAUGCAAACAGAUCCUCACCAGCGCCGACUUAAAGGGCCACCAGCAGGCGCAUGAGCUAACCAAAAACUUUCCCGUACUCGGAAGCUCAGCUUCCAACACGCACCGCAACUGAGGCGGUGGGAUCGUAGGACAACAAAAGCUUUAUCCCUGUAUAUUUUCUAUGUAUAUACCGUUUCAACCAUCUAAAAGCCAGGUCCCCAGGUCAUGUUGUGAGUGGAAAUCCGAGAAAGAACUAGCCGAACUAUAUCACCCCACAAAGCACGACCCACGAUGCCCUCUGUUCCAAACAGAAGCAUAGUGAGUCACCUGUUGGUCGGGGAUGCGUUUUUAAUAUCUAGCAAAUGCCCGCAACCUAAUAAAGUUCAAAUCAAUCACAAUUGUUUCGUAA
Drosophila santomea is the source of this 3122-nucleotide messenger RNA. RefSeq names its product E3 ubiquitin-protein ligase ZNF598. Gene Ontology annotation, biological process: rescue of stalled cytosolic ribosome; protein ubiquitination. The transcript is spliced from 6 exons. Gene Ontology annotation, molecular function: ubiquitin protein ligase activity; ribosome binding. The coding region runs from base 243 to 2846 and encodes 867 amino acids. Lineage: Eukaryota; Metazoa; Arthropoda; Insecta; Diptera; Drosophilidae. The record is from RefSeq and is a predicted model, not a curated record.